Colletotrichum spaethianum is the source of this 2265-nucleotide messenger RNA. RefSeq names its product arrestin-related trafficking adapter 6. The transcript is spliced from 2 exons. Gene Ontology annotation, molecular function: protein-macromolecule adaptor activity; ubiquitin protein ligase binding. Lineage: Eukaryota; Fungi; Ascomycota; Sordariomycetes; Glomerellales; Glomerellaceae. The record is from RefSeq and is a predicted model, not a curated record. Gene Ontology annotation, cellular component: cytoplasm; cytosol. Bases 1 to 2265 code for a protein of 754 amino acids. Gene Ontology annotation, biological process: ubiquitin-dependent endocytosis.
AUGGCCCUGCGAUCAGCCGCCAUGGCCGAAGCCCUGCGGCCGCCUCUGAUGACCUCUACAUACAACACACCCGGCCAGCGCAGUAGUUUAAUGUCCGUCCGGAGCGCCAAGAGCAACGUGACAUCAAUGGUCACCGAAAUUCCCAAGCCCGUUGCGCACGGCAGCGGCGUCAGCUGUUCGAUCCUCAUGGCCGAGCCCAAUGUCUUUCUGACCGGAUUCGACCACGACGGCCACCGACAACACUCGCAAAGCGGCACGGCGCUGCUGCGCGGAAAGCUGCAGCUGAAGGUUACCAAGAAUGUCAAGAUCAAGGGCGUAAGCCUGAAGUUGGUCGGAAAGGCCCGCACAGAAUGGCCAGAGGGAAUCCCCCCAUUGAAAGUCGACCUCUACGAGGAGGAGUCGCUGCGCACACAGGUCCUGACAUUCUUCAAUGCUGUGAACGAUGGGUGGGAAUCCGAGUACGGCAACCAAUGCGUCUACACGCUCAAGAACAGCUCCACGAAUUCCUCGUCGACAAAUCUCGCCUCCAGCUCACCCCGCAACUCCAUCUCGCCCUCGCUGCUGUCAGUACCGCCCAACAACAGGCAAGGCCUCACCGCAAAGGAACUCAAGCGUCUCUCCCUGCAAUCGAAUCAAUCGCGAAGCUUCGGCAAGGGCGACAACCCCAGCGGCAAUCAGGCCAAGGGUUACAAGGUGUUCUAUCCCGGCGUAUAUGAGUACAACUUUGAGCUACCCAUCGACCACCACCAGCUGGAGACCACGAAGCUGCAAUACGGCUCCGUCAAAUGGGAGCUGCAGGCCACGGUUGAGCGAGCUGGAGCUUUCAAGCCCAACUUGCAUGGUUCCAAGGAAGUGGCCAUCGUUCGCGUACCGGAUCAGCUGUCAUUGGAGAUGACUGAGCCGAUUUCCAUCAGUCGUCAGUGGGAGGAUCAGCUACACUACGACAUUAUCAUUUCUGGCAAAUCAUUCCCCAUUGGAACUAAGAUCCCAAUCGCCUUCAAGCUCACACCGCUUGCCAAGGUGCAGGUUCACAAGCUCAAGGUUUUCGUCACUGAGUCGGUCGAGUACUGGACAAACGACCGGAGAGUCACGCGUAAGGACCCCGGCAGAAAGAUUCUAUUGCUCGAGAAGACUGCUGGAAAGCCUUUGGAUCCCGCCUACGCAUCAUCAGACGUCCGCGUGCUGAACGGUGGUGAGCUGACACCGCGUCAACGCCGGGAGGCCCGGGAGUCUGCUGCCAUGCGCCGCGCUGCUGAGGCUUCCCGUCAUGGCGUGAUGCCGGACCCUCUGCCUGAACCGGUCGACAAUAUUCUGGGUGAUUUGGAUCUCGGCCUCGAGAGCUACUGGGGCUCGACCGAAAUCGAGAUGAACGUCCAGCUGCCUACUUGCGACACCAUGGCCAAGAGCAAGGAGUUGCGCCUGCACCCCGACUGCAGUUGGAAGAACGUCAAUGUGUACCACUGGAUCAAGAUCGUCAUGAGAAUUUCCCGUCUUGAUCCUGAGGAUCCCACUGGUACCAAGCGCCGUCACUUCGAGAUCAGCAUUGACUCGCCGUUUACGGUCCUCAACUGCCGCGCCACGCAGGCCAACACCUCUCUGCCCGAGUACUCAGGCCCCGACAUGUGUGUGAACCAGAGCCGCCAGACUUCCUGUGGAUGCCCCGACGCCGUGACCAUCUCUGGACCUGCCGAAAGCUCGCCCAACAACUUGUCGACUGGCGCCCUCACCGUUGUGGACGGCUCUGACAACCUGCCCGCUCCGCCACAAGCGGCACACCUCCCCUCUUCCCCGCAGCCCACCACUGGCGGCCCUGGCCGGGCUUCACCGCCGAAUUCCCAGACCACUGUGGAUCCACUCGCAGACACUCAUCCGCGCCCGAUUCACCUCCUUCGGGUGCCAUCAUACAACCCUCCCGCCUUUGACGCCGAAACACCCCCGCCACCCGCCGGGAACGAGCUCCCCUUGCAAACACCGCCCCCUCAGUACGAUGUCAUUGUCGGCACUCCCAGCGUGGACGGUAUGGCGGAUUACUUUGCGCGACUUGCCGACUAUGGCUACGAUGAGCCCGAAGAAGACUCCGACUCGGAUGAGGGCCCCGCUCGCAUCUCGGAACGUGGUGGUCGAGUCAACGUCGCGCACCCUCGCACGCCAGGCGGCAGACGCGCUCCGAGCCGCAGCUUGGACAUCCACCGGCCUCCCGUGGAGCUGAGACUGGAGUCGCUGCCCGCGCUUCGAAGAAACGACGUCCCGUCACAAAUAAACUGA